Molecule: messenger RNA, 1208 nt
Organism: Indicator indicator
Lineage: Eukaryota; Metazoa; Chordata; Aves; Piciformes; Indicatoridae
Gene: PRPF38A
Product: pre-mRNA processing factor 38A
Exons: 10
Coding region: 10-948 (312 amino acids)
Cellular component (GO): precatalytic spliceosome
Source: RefSeq, a predicted model, not a curated record
GCGGCGGCCAUGGCGAACCGGACGGUGAAGGAUGCGCACAGCAUCCACGGCACCAACCCGCAGUACCUGGUGGAGAAGAUCAUCCGCACCCGCAUCUACGAGUCCAAGUACUGGAAGGAGGAGUGCUUCGGCCUGACGGCCGAGCUGGUGGUGGACAAGGCCAUGGAGCUGAAGUACGUAGGAGGCGUCUAUGGCGGGAACAUUAAGCCUACCCCCUUCUUGUGUCUGACGCUGAAGAUGCUGCAAAUCCAGCCCGAAAAGGACAUAAUCGUGGAAUUCAUAAAGAACGAGGACUUCAAGUACGUCCGGAUGCUGGGUGCAUUGUACAUGAGGCUGACAGGCACGGCCAUCGACUGCUACAAGUACCUCGAGCCACUCUACAAUGACUACCGCAAGAUCAAAAGCCAGAACAGAAAUGGGGAAUUUGAACUGAUGCACGUGGAUGAAUUUAUUGAUGAGCUCCUCCAUGAGGAACGUGUGUGCGAUAUCAUUCUGCCUCGACUGCAGAAACGAUACGUCCUGGAGGAAGCUGAGCAGCUCGAGCCCCGUGUUAGUGCUUUGGAAGAAGACAUGGAUGAUGUAGAAUCUAGUGAGGAGGAGGAAGAGGAAGAUGAGAAGCUGGAACGAGCGCCCUCUCCCGACCACCGCAGAAGAGGCUACCGUGACCUCGACAAACCUCGGCGGUCCCCGGCCGUGCGGUACCGGCGGAGCCGCAGCAGGUCUCCCAGAAGGCGAAGCCGCUCUCCCAAGAGAAGGAGCCCUUCCCCACGCCGCGAGAGGCACCGCAGCAAAAGCCCCAGGAGACAUCGCAGCAGGUCCCGGGAGAGGCGCCACAGGUCCCGAUCCAAAUCUCCAGGACAUCACCGCAGCCACAGACACAGAAGUCAUUCCAAGUCACCUGAAAGAUCUAAGAAGAGCCAUAAGAAGAGCCGGAGAGGGAAUGAGUAACAAAUGCAGUCUAGCACACAGCCUUGAACUGCAGGCCAGUGCUGUCCUCUGGGCUUUACAGGGCAGCUGCAUCUGUACUGGCUGCUGUUGCAGUCCACUUCUUCAGUCCUUUUCCUCUUGUCCAAGUUUUGUUUGUUUGUCAUUUUGAAUGACAGUGGGAGCUAAGGAUACUUCUUUUUUGUAGGUAUUUACUCAGCCUUGUGAUAGAAUUUGAGGACUGUUUUUAAAUUGUUUUUCUGUAAAAACUAGUGAAGAGCAAU